This is a messenger RNA of Rhipicephalus sanguineus (brown dog tick), 810 nucleotides long. RefSeq lists its product as uncharacterized. NCBI's taxonomy places the organism in Eukaryota, Metazoa, Arthropoda, Arachnida, Ixodida, Ixodidae. The coding region runs from base 1 to 810 and encodes 269 amino acids. The record is from RefSeq and is a predicted model, not a curated record. The transcript is spliced from 2 exons.
AUGGACAAGCUCAAGAUGAAGAGGACCACGCGAAGGGCCCAGAACACCAAGCUUAUACAAGAGGCAAGUGUGCUACUUGAGAAUGAUGACGCGACAGUGCGACAGAUCGACUCGAUUUAUGAGAGGCUCAAGAGCAAUAACGAGGAGCUGAAGAAGAUUAAUGAUGAGAUGGAGAGCCACAUAAGUGAGGAGGCAUUCGAGGCGGAGUACGCUACCGUAAUUGAAUAUGAGGACAACGCGACCCGCAUCUUAGCCGAGCUCCAGAGCAAACGCCGCCAGCAUAGCGAAACAUCUCCAGUGUCACUGCACAUCGAAGUUCGCGACGUGCCAGCGGCUAUGGGACCUUCUGGUAGGCCAGGAGCCAAGUUACCGAAGCUGACGAUUAACCCUUUCGCUGGUGACUUGUGCAAGUGGAGCGAGUUCUGGGAACAAUUCGAUCAGGUAAUCAACCAGAACGGCAAUCUUUCAACUAGCGACAAAUUUAACUACCUGAGGCUGUUUUUGAAAGAAGACGCAGCGGCAGCUAUAGCGGGGCUUCCUACCACCGAAGCAUGCUACGAAGACGCGUUAGACAUCCUGAAAAGACGUUUCGGUGACAAAAAGCGCUUGGAGCAGGAGUAUUUCUCAAGACUUCGAAGGCUUACUCCUGUGCGUUCGUCUAACGAAGUGGCCAAACUGCGCAAGUUAUAUGACCAUGUGCUGAUUAACACGCGGGGACUGGAGGCGCUUGGCAUCAGCAAGUCAUCCUUUUCAUCGAUGCUGCGCGACAUUCUGCUGAGGGCAUUGCCACCAUUUGACAGAGUCAUGUAG